AUGGCGACUGUUGCAGCGAUACCUCGACCUUCCAAGCGGUCACGCACGACGAGCAAGGCGCUCACGCUUGAUCAGCUGCCGAACGACCCUGCAGAGCUUCAGAGCAAGCUGCUCGAGCUCUCUGGCAAUGUCCUGUCAGAAGCGCUGGAGAUGUUGUUCAAGGUGAGCGUCUACAAUGUUUGGGCAAGGAGACGCUGUAGGCCUGUUCGCGACUCAACCAACACCCCUGCUAUCCACCUGGCCAAUGUAGCACGCUAGGGAAACAAGCAAUCAGACCCCAGUCGGCGAGGUGCUGCACAGUGCAGCCACCGAAGCGCUCUACCGCGUCUCGUCCAACGCACAUCCAUCUGCCACAGCCAAAGGGCAGAAGCAAGAAGCGACGAGGUCGCCCAGGCGAUGUGGAACGUUCAACGACGGCACGUUCACCUCCGAGGACUAUGCUCAGCUAGUCCGAUGCGACACUUACCGCGUAGAUGCUCUGUCCCUGGUUUGGAGAGAAGUUCCGACGCAGGACAAGAGUCGAUGCGCCAGCAAGACUCUCGCAAGCGUCAAAGCUACCCAAGCUCAUCAGGAUGCUGCUCGGCUUGCUAGAGCAGCGCUGCAAUUGUUGCCAGACGAGCCAAAGGCAUAUUAUAGAGCCGCUGAAGCGCUAAGAGCUUGUGGGCAAGGACAGCAGGCUUUGAAAGCGAUCGAGAAGUCUCCCAGAACUUCGCCGAGGGAUGCGUCGUCUUGGAAUUAUGCAUUCACCCAACUGCAAGCACGACUAGAUGGACCGACGGUGAACCUGCUUUCGGUGAGGAUCCGCGUAUUCUUGACGCUUCAUGAAGCACUUGUUCGUCGCUUGUAACCUGACGAUAUGUUGCCUUUCCUUUCCGCCUCCUCUUUGCGGCAGGACGACACCCUGUCCGCAAUCUUCGCUCAACUCCCGCUGCGAACUCUCAACAUCCUUGGCGAGGUUUGUCCACGCUGGCGCUCCGUCGUCGAAACACCAGAAUUGUCUCGUCACCUCACCAUAAAUCUGGACAAUCGAGACUGGCGCAAAGCUGCAUUGCGGGAAUGUCGGGCUGCUGAGCAUCGCGUCAAAACUUGGAUCAUUGAGCCCUCGAAGAAUAAAGCUGCGGCCGAGCUCUUGAAAUUGGCUGGCGAGCAGGAAAGGACUGCUUUGAAAGGCUUCUUUCACCUUCAUGCUUCAAUCGCUAAAAGCGGCGCUAUGGCUUGCUUGAACGAAACGCACCACUUCAUCAGGUGGGCUUGCGAAGCGCCUCAUCUGCAACACCUCGUCUUGCCCAAAGGAUCGCUGGCAACGCGCGAGUGCACGCGGAAGACCGCCGUGGAGUUUAGGGCCAGAGUGCAUGACAGACACAUUCCCGAACGCGACUUGAAGGAUUAUCUGGACUGGUAUUCUUGCGAUCUGCCGGUCUUACCCGCAAGCCUUUCAGCGCGUGCCUUGAAGACGUUGGUCGUUCCAGAAUUUCAUAUUUGGGAGCCGAAGAUGUGGGCAUCGCUGGAACAUUCGCUACGGCAUCUCCGAGUCCACAAGAAUGGUUUGCUUUGCGCUUUGAUGGAUGUGCUCUACCGAACAUGCCAGACUUUGGAGACGCUCAACUGGUGCUUCGUGGAAGAUGCUGGCCUCAUGUCGAGGAUGAUGGAGACGUGCCAUUAUCCUCCGGACAUGCGCCUGCCGGCGGCGUGUCCGCAGCUGCGAUAUCUUCGCCUUACUAGUCCGCCCGGCUGCCGAAGGGCUCCGCUCGAGUGGCACAGUCUCAAAGAAUGCUCUUUCCCCGCUUUGGAGGUCGUCGACAUACAGCUCGGGCAACAGCACAUGCUUCCUCUUUCUAGCCUGCCCUCUUUGCGCGUCUUGCACAUCCAAGCAGCUCCCGGCAAGGCCGAUGCCAUUCGACCUUGGGAAGAUCUCAAGGUAGUGGAGCGACUUUUGCAUGGAUGGCCCGAGCAGCCGCCCACCUGGCUAGGCGCUGCCGAGGUUGUUGUUCACAAGAUCGGCGUUGCUGAGCUGGUCGACUUGUUCGACACGACGCCCAAUCAUUAUUUGCCGAGGAUGAUCUCCUCCAUAGUCAUAGGUGCAUCGAUCCACGAUGAAUUCGCGCUUCGUGCUGAUGGUGCAAGUCGCACAGCAGCACCGUGCUGGUCUGCAGAAGGCUGGGUAGGCUUCUUGCGUCGAUGGGUGGCGCUCCGUUUCGCAAUGCAUCGACAAGCUCCCAAAAAUGUCAUCGACUACAUUUGCGAUUUCGACAAUCCACUUCCACUCAACAAGCCAGCUAUUCAGGUGGAGAAGAAGCAAAGCGGUAGUCCCUUUUCGCGCAACACUUCCGCCUCGAACAUCACGCCGACUGUUGGGCAGAUCUUGCAAAAGUCGCGCAUCCGACUGCUAGAAGUCUGGCAGUACUUGGACCCUUCUUGUGAUCCUGCAGCUUCUACACCACACGGCGUCCGAGGUGACGCUAUGCCCUUGCGUACCGUGUACUUGGCCCAGAGCGAGCUGAAUCAGAUCCGCAACGAGGAGCGCUGGUUCAACGAGCAUGGCGUCGAAUUUGUCCUGAUCAAGUCCACAGCGGAUGCAGCCUAG
This is a messenger RNA of Ceraceosorus bombacis, 2584 nucleotides long. The record is from the annotation of a GenBank genome assembly. Lineage: Eukaryota; Fungi; Basidiomycota; Exobasidiomycetes; Ceraceosorales; Ceraceosoraceae.